UCGGCCUUUGAAAUUUCUCCACAACGAGAGUAUGUUUUCCCUCCCCGUCCCUCCAACAAUCAUUUUCUCAUCUGUACAUUCAAACCGACCUCAGCUCUUCGCCCAUUGUAGAUAUUCAAACCAUAUUAGAUAUUAGAUAUUCAGAUAUUCAGAUAUUUCAUCCUCUUUUUCCCGUAUCAAAACGUCUACCCAAAAUGGGAAAACGACAAUUUACAUCGCAGGCUUCUAGCACUCGUGCUGCCACUGCUGCUGCCCCGGGCUCCGGAUUCGGUUUUACUACAACAUCUACCAGAUUAUCAUACCUCUCGGAACCAUCAAACCUCUCUUUAAUUAGUGACGCCAAUGUCGUUGUGUCAUUCAAGAACCUUUCCAAGAAAGAUGGAACAACAAAGUCGAAGGGUUUAGAGGAUCUGCGGACAUUCGUUCAAAAUCAACCAAACGAGCAAGGAGGCAUUGAAGAGUCAAUUUUAGAAGCUUGGGUAAGAUGCGUCAUGGAGAACGUAGCAAGUGCAUUUUCUAACACAUUAUACAGGUCAAUGUCUAUCCUCGAAUUUCCAUAGAUAAUUCACGCCGCGUUCGCGAACUAUCUCAUAGUGUGCAGUAUGAGCUUUUAAAAUCGGCUCGGAAGAGAAUGGAAAGAUAUAUACCAAAAAUUGUGGGAAGCUGGCUGGCAGGAACAUAUGAUAGAGACCGAGCCGUAGCGCGAUCUGCGACAGAUGGUCUUGCAUCUUUCCUCGAUACGGAUGCUAAAAUGAAUAUGUUUUGGAGGCGUUGCCAGAACGAGAUCCUCGACUACGCCGAGGAAGCCUUAAAUGAAACCCCUUAUACUUUAAGCGACGAAAGAUCGGUCCCGACAGAAGACGCAAAUGAAAAGUACUUUAGGGUGAACAGCGCGAGCGUAUCUCUUCUCGCCAAUCUGCUGGCCAAGCUCAGCAAUGAUGAUAUAUCCAAGCAUCAAGAUAGCUACGAAAAGGUUAUUUUCAGCAAUAAGAAUUUAUGGACUUUGGCUUCAUGUGAGGAUGCUUCUGCGAGAAAAAGUACCAAUAAACUGCUGUUGCUUUGCCUUGAUAAGCAAACUCAACUGGUCGAGAACAACCUCGUAACUAUUAGUCGUGCAUUCAUAUCAAAGGCACUGAGAUCACCUCAACCAACAUCUGCUUUGCAGCUGUUGCAGACUUUACACCAAUUAACCAAACAAUUUCCCCAAGUAUGGACUUCUGCAUAUAAAGGAAAACAUUCCGCCGCAGACGAUUUAAAAUCUUUCGUUCGAAAAGGCUCACAAGGCUCUUCUCCUGUCUAUUGGCAGACAUUGCGAGCUCUUGUGGCAAUUUUACCAAUAGCUGUUCUACCACAAGAAUCCGAUUCUAUCUUGGAGUUUCUGGAGGUAUUCCGCAAGAGCAUCAACCAGAGAGAGGAACAUAAGGCCAAUUCUCAUGAAGCGUGGCUUGCUUACGGACAAACAUCAAACAUUUGUAUUCGAAACCUGUCAAGUUCCCAACAAAUGGAGGUCACGCAAAAAUCCACCUAUCCUGUAUUUGAGCACUAUCUCCAUCCAUCUUCAAAUACUUCCGAGUGGCUGAUUAGGAGUAAUACCCCUGCUACGACGAUAUCAUUUUUCAUAAUCACUCUGGGAAAAAACUCAAAUCUUCAGCCGUCCUUUGCGGAAGAAUGGCAAAAGCUCGCUCAAGGAUUUAUUACGAGGAUUCAAACAUCAAUGCCGGAGCAAUCCAAAGACUAUUCAUCGUCACAAGAUGCGGUAAUCGCCGAAAGCCGUCGAUGGUUCUCGCUUUUGUCUGAAACCUUCAAGCUAAAGGACUUUGCGGCCGAUCAAAAUCCUCUUCUUCAACCUUCCCGCGAUAUAGUUGAUAGUGCUCUUCAAGUCAUUAUUAACAGGAAUGGGAAACCGUACUCUGCUAGUGCGGUGUUAGAAUUCGUGCUGAGGUCCUCUCCGCAGUUAUUUGAAGCUUCUUCCUCGACCUUGGAGGCCGUAAAGACAUUUAUGGAAACUCAUCUUCCCAAGUUGCUUUCGUCUCCGUCGUCCUCGUACCUAGCUUCAGCUUUAGACCAAUUCCGUUCAAUCCCUGGACAGCAAAGUACAUACAAGAACAUCUGGCAGGCCGCUAUCGAUGCCCUGUUAUCGACCCCCGAUGACUUGCAACGACAGAAAACCAUCACGGCGCUAAUAUCUUCUAAUGAUGUUUCGGAUUUGGUUGUUGAUGAUCAGGCUCUCCAAGAUUUCCUUCUUGAAACUUCAUGCGAAGUAGUAAAAGGCAGCAACGAGGGAUGGCCCUUAUUCGAAGCGGCAGUGUUUUUCAAUGGAUUUUCCAGACCAACAGAACGCUUGUUACUGCAAAGUAUAAUUUCUGCAUUAGAUGCCUCUAAUCCCAGCAUAAACGUUGUCUUUAAAGCACUUGAGUUACUUUCCAUAAGACGACCUGAAGUUAUUCGAGAAGGAGAUGCGCAUGUGGAUCUAAUCACGAAGCUUUUGGCACUGACAGAGCUGUCAGAUUCUGAGCUUGGUAAACGGGCUAUGAAUUUACGAUCGUUGAUUGACAGCGGAACUGGUGUGACCGCUUCUUCUGUCCUUCAUAUACUCAAAAAAAACUUGGAAAAUGCAAAUCCUCAAACAUUGACGUGAGUAUAGUUCUCCAUCGCAACCUCUAACUGCUCAAACAGAGGUGGCUGACAAUGAUUUCUAGCAUCGAUACACUUAUUCAACAGGCCGAAGCAGUUAUUGCUGCCUCAGAUGAUAAUUCACUCCAUCCCGAACUCUUUCCAGAUGCCAUCAAAUGGUCUCAAGCCUUAGCUCCUCUAUUGGACCAAGCGCCAAAUCCUACUUUGGGAGUGAUGAGACCCUUUGCGGGAGCUGUGUUCUUGGUUCAAACACAAAAAGGUAGUAACAUUCCCCGACCUGGAAGAGACCUCGAUGGCUAUUCUGUAGCUCUGAGAAUGGCGAUGUACUCGGCACGUUUAAUUCGAGAGCAUCCUGAUCGCUUAUCAAAAGAUGCUUUGGUCGAGAUUCUUUAUCUUAUGGGCUUGACUGUAGAACUAGCGAACGACCAACUAGACUUGCUAGAAACCAACAAGCUUUUCGUUUUAUCAUCCGAAGAAGCUAUUGCUGCUGCGCGCGAAUUUGUGGACAGGAUAUAUCAAGAGUCGUGGCCAUUCAUCUUACUCCAUUCGAAAGCUUGGCAAGAGGGUUUCGAAUCAGGGUCGCCGCUUGAAUUUUCGGGUGUUGUUCACACCCUGGUUCUGAAGCUCAUAAAUGCCUCCUCAGGCAAUACAUCUACUUCUUUCUACUCUGCUCGUGUAUUGAGCCAUCUAUUACCCAAGCUUGUUGAACAACAUGGAUGGCAAGCCGGGAGCGAGGAAUGGAUCGCCAACCUUGCAAUUCUUAAGUCCUCUACAUCGAACGUCUUUGGGGCUGUUGCCAUCUUGGCCGGGCUUCACGAAACUCUCAGUACCAGCCAGCUUGUGAGCAAUCUUUGCAAUCAGCUCAUUAGUGAUGUUGCUGGUGCCACUGCUCAAUCUGAAAAAUCUCUUGGUUUACUUGUUCUCUUGAAUGCAACAUUAUCCAUAUACGAUGGUGAUGACCUUCCUGUGGCUCAGAACAGAUUAGUGUUUGCGGUGAAGCAAAUCCUUUCAUGGAACCCUGAAAUUGCAAGCUCAAACUAUCAGCUCUCCUCUGAGUCUUGUCUUGCUCUGCAGAGAUUGCUUCCAGCGAUUAAAACGGUUUAUGGGUCCUAUUGGGAUAAGACACUGGAGUUCUGCAUUAAGAUUUGGGAAUCAAUGGAAAGCGAAGAGCACCACGAUCAGAAGCUCUCUAUGAUGGGGAUGUCUUUGAAACUAUUCUCGAAUUUACGGAGCUUGCAAGAUGCUAAUGAUGACCUUGAGGACGCGCUAACUAAAUAUGGAGAAACUGCAUCUCGUUGCUUCAUCAAGCUCAUGAAGCUACCUAGAUUUAAACCAACACAACCAAUUGAGUUUGUUGAUAAUAUCUUAUCGCGCUUGGUAGUUAAAAUACCUUUGAGUCAUGUCAAUGACAUCCCUGAAUUUUAUCCGUUGGUAGCUUCAGAAAAUAGGAUGGUCCAAUCCGCAGCAUUUGAUGUCCUUCAUCGAGCCAUUCCUGCAGAGCAAGAGGAGAUUUCAGUCAAUGCCAUUCUUGAGAAGAAAGGUAUGUAGCUACUUUAUGAUCCCUCGAAAUAUUACAUGCUAACUAGUUUAUAGAUGCUCAAUUACCAGUGGAAUUAUUGUCCCUUCUUUUAGAUGCACCAUCCAUCCGCAACUUUGAUGAUGAAGAGCUUGCAGAAUUUCCCCCUUCAAUUCGGAGCUAUUUACUUUCGUGGCAUUUAGUUUAUGACUCAUUCAGUACGGCAUCGUGGAAAGUUCGUAAAGACUAUUGCAAUCACCUCCAGUCUGAAAACUGCAUCGGAUCAUUCUUGACGUUUCUCUUCGACGUGUUAGGCCAUUCAGGAGGUGUACCUCUCAACCUCGAGAAAGCACAUUUUGAUGAAUCAUACAUCCGGAAAUAUGAUACCUCACUCGCGGAUGCUGAACCAAACGAGCGAAACAUGCAAUGGCUUCUUAUUCAUCUAUAUCAUCUAUGUCUUAAACACACUGGUGAUCUUGCCAAAAACUGGUUUUCUGUCUGCCAAUCCAAGCAGACACGUCAAGCAGUCGAGGCAUGGACAGAGAAAUAUUUUACUCCACUUCUGAUUUCAGAUAAGCUGGAUGAGGUUGAUGAGUGGGCAGCUUCAAAGGAGGCCAAGGAAGGAGGCGAGAAAGAACUCGAAAUUAAAGCCUCUAAGGGCGUACGCUCAGUCUUUGCUGGCUAUGAAAUUGAUGAUACUAGCAUCCAAAUUGCCAUUCGUUUCCCGCCUAACUAUCCCUUCUACAAUGUCAAAGUCGAGGGCCUCAACCGAGUUGCUGUACCAGAAAAGAAAUGGCGAAGUUGGCUACUCAUCGUACAGGGUGCCAUUACAUUCUCCAAUGGCAGCUUGAUCGAUGGACUAACCACCUUCCGUCGUAACGUUGAGGGUAGUCUUAAGGGACACACCGAAUGUGCCAUUUGCUACAGUAUCAUAUCUACCGACAAGAAAACGCCGGAUAAGAAAUGUGGAACGUGUAAGAAUACGUUUCACGGAAAUUGUCUGUUCAAAUGGUUUGCGAGCAGCAACCAGAGCUCGUGUCCAUUGUGUCGUUGUGCUUUCAAUUACGGUCGUUAAGUUGUACAGUUUGGUAGAGGCGUUUCAUGACGGAAAGAGAUGGGAGAAAGUUAUGGAAGGGGUACUUGGGUUUGUAGGAGGGGGAGGAGUAUGGUAUAUUUGGAUUUGAGCAUUCGGGUUCACGGAAAAAUUGAUUAAUGGGGAGAGGAUUUACUUUUACAUGCUCAAAUAGAUAGAUAGACAGAGUAUUGUUAUUUCACCAAUAUAUUAUAAUGAAACA
This is a messenger RNA of Sclerotinia trifoliorum, 5445 nucleotides long. Lineage: Eukaryota; Fungi; Ascomycota; Leotiomycetes; Helotiales; Sclerotiniaceae. The record is from the annotation of a GenBank genome assembly.